AUGGCAAUAGAAAUAUCACUGAUCAGUGUGGGAGCUGUGUUCCUGGUUGUUAUGCUGUUCAUGGCACUGAUUGGCACUUCUGGUCAGAGAGACAAAUGUGUAGAGAAAGACAACAAGGGAAGCAAGUGGGCAGUUGAGGCUGGCCUGCUGCAGUAUCUGUAUCAGUUCCUCCCCUGCUCCUCUUCUCCUUCACUCCCAGGUCCUCCUGGCCUCUUCCUCAUAGGCAAUAUGAUGGAGCUGACACAUGAUCACCUGCCAAUUCACCUGACCAAUCUGGCACAGCGGUAUGGAAACGUAUAUCGCCUCAAAUGUGGAAACACAACCAUGGUGAUUCUUAAUAGCUGUGACGUCAUAAGAGAAGCACUGGUGAAAAAAUGGUCAGACUUUGCUGGCAGACCGGUUUCAUACACAGGUGAUAUUGUGUCUGGGGGAGGGCGCACCAUCUCUCUGGGGGACUACAAUGAGGAGUGGAGGGCACAUCGUCGUGUAGUCCACAGCGCUCUGCAGCGUUGCUGCCAGCAGUCGUUGCAUGAUGUAAUUGAGAGGCAGGCGCUGCAUCUGCGAAAGGUUUUGCUGGACUAUCAAGGCAGUGCUGUAGAUCUCUCAGAGGAUUUCACAGUGGCAGCCAGUAAUGUCAUCACCACUUUGGCUUUUGGAAAACAAUAUGAUAAGAGCUCUUUGGAGCUGCAGCAGCUGCACAGCUGCCUGAAUGAGAUUGUUGCUCUUUGGGGUUCCUCUUGGAUUUCUGCUCUGGACUCCUUCCCACUGCUCAGAAAAUUACCCAACCCUGUGUUUUCCCGCCUCCUGAAAGAGGUGGCCAGGAGAGAUGCAAUCAUACAAAAACAUCUCAACAAUUACAAGUCACAAGACAGCAAAAAUGAGGACGCCAUCGCAGGAUCCCUCCUCCACGGCCUUGACAAACAUCACAACACAGAACAUGGAGUGCUCCUCACAGAUGUUCAUGUUCACAUGGCCACUGUGGACCUUCUCAUCGGGGGAACAGAGACCACUGCAGCCUGGCUGAACUGGACCGUGGCCUUCCUCUUGCACAGACCAGAGGUUCAGGCCAAAGUGUAUGAGGAGCUGUGCACAGUGCUGGAGGGACGAUACCCCAAGUACAGUGACAGACACAGACUUCCUGUCCUGUGCUCUCUCAUCCAUGAGGUGCUCAGGCUCAGGCCUGUGGCCCCGCUGGCGGUGCCACACAGAGCCAUCAGAGACAGCAGUAUUGCAGGUCACUUCAUCCCCAAGAACACAGUCAUCAUUCCUAAUCUGUUCGGAGCUCACCACGAUCCUGCAGUCUGGCCUGACCCGUACAGUUUCAAACCAGAGCGCUUUCUGGAGGGAGGAGGAGGCUCCACCCGUGCCCUGAUCCCUUUCGGAGGUGGGGCCCGGCUCUGUCUGGGGGAGUCUGUCGCCAAAAUGGAGCUCUUUCUGUUCACUGCCUACUUGCUGAGAGAUUUCCAGUUCGUCCCUCCUGAGAGCGAGGCCUCUCUGCCCGACCUGAGAGGAGUUGCUAGUGUUGUGCUCAAGGUCAAGUCCUACUCAGUCAUAGCACGCCCAAGAGCUGACUAA
Molecule: messenger RNA, 1575 nt
Organism: Chelmon rostratus (copperband butterflyfish)
Lineage: Eukaryota; Metazoa; Chordata; Actinopteri; Chaetodontiformes; Chaetodontidae
Gene: cyp21a2
Product: steroid 21-hydroxylase
Exons: 12
Coding region: 1-1575 (524 amino acids)
Biological process (GO): progesterone metabolic process; hormone biosynthetic process
Molecular function (GO): heme binding; steroid 17-alpha-monooxygenase activity; iron ion binding
Source: RefSeq, a predicted model, not a curated record